CGUGCACCCCUUUCUCAGCUGUGGCGCGUUCGGGAGAUGGUCUGGAUUUUCGUACGAAAAGUGUCCAUGAUCUGCGGGGACGAGGACUCGGAACAACUAGAACCCUACAUUAUUGAGCUACACGACCACGUUCAAGACUCAAGACUAUGAUUUUUCACUCGAUGACCUGGCUCCUCUUCGCAUCAUGUACCAGGAUGCGUUUCGCCUAACCACUCGGUGCAAGGGGCCCGCCGACAAGGUGCUGUCAGCCGCAUCACCAGAAAGUUGGCAGUCUCGGCUUCCUGAGUCUUCUCCUCUCAACCCCCAUGUCAACGCAGCCUCUCCUCCAGCGCACCGCCGCGAAGCGCAUCGCUCUUCCCGUCCGCGUCGAGCCCAAGGUCUCCUUCGCAAAUGAGCGCACGUUCCUAUCCUGGCUGCAUUUCACGGUCGUGUUGGGCGGACUCGCGGUGGGGCUGUUGAACUUCGGGGACAAGGUGGGCAAGAUCAGUGCAGCAAUGUUUUCAGUCAUCGCCGCCGGAAUCAUGAUCUACGCGCUGUACACAUACCACUGGAGAGCGGCGUCCAUAAGGCGGGGUGGGAGGGGUCCGUACGAUGACCGGAUGGGUCCGACCGUGCUCUGCGUCUCCCUCCUCAUCGCGAUCAUAGUCAACUUCGUCCUCAGAUUUUCGCAGCCGUAGAAGCGAGAAUGGUUUCGCAGUUGUCUUGUCGUGAUCCUUUUCGUACACUUCCACAUCCACAUCCUAUCCCAAUGUACAAUCGUCUUGGAUAAAAAAACAGCUUUCGUGG
Messenger RNA from Mycena citricolor, 786 nucleotides. NCBI's taxonomy places the organism in Eukaryota, Fungi, Basidiomycota, Agaricomycetes, Agaricales, Mycenaceae. The record is from the annotation of a GenBank genome assembly.